Saccostrea cuccullata (small rock oyster) is the source of this 1155-nucleotide messenger RNA. RefSeq lists its product as uncharacterized. The record is from RefSeq and is a predicted model, not a curated record. The coding region runs from base 1 to 1155 and encodes 384 amino acids. The transcript has a single exon. Lineage: Eukaryota; Metazoa; Mollusca; Bivalvia; Ostreida; Ostreidae.
AUGUCACCAGUGAAUUUGCGACCAAAAAGUGUUUCAACAUCUUUUAAAAGCAUUCCGUCACAGAAUCAAGCUAAUAACAUCGGAACAUUUCGUCUAAGGCAUGGUUCUGAUGUGGCUCCAUCAAUAAAUAAUACCAAAGACGUCAGGGACCGGCUACAUGUUGAUCUUGAACCACAGCUCUCUCCAUCAUCUUUACACUCUGGAUUACAAUUGGCAGAGGCUAUUCGACGGAUCAAACAAAACUUUGUUCCAAAUUUUAAGAACACAGAUGACAACAGUUUAAUUCGAAUUAUGCAAAAUAGUGACAUUCCUACUACAACCGAGGAAGAUUCUAAAGGAGCAAACGUCUUUGACAGUUUUGGAAUACUUUUAAAAGACGAACUCUCUGAAAGGAAAAGUGUGGUAGAUCAUUUAGAUAUUAUCAUAGCACCAACAGUGUUGUCUGGCGAGAGGAAUGUUCCAGCAUGGGUAACGAAUUCAAUCACAGAAAGGUUCAAGCAUCCGUUCAUGUCUGUGUUACAUGAUUCUUACACAUCACAAACUUCUGAAUUCACCAGUCAAUCAGAAUCUCUCGAUGUUAAUUCAAACCAACAAAGAUUAAACGUUAAAGACAAUAACAUCUACGGUCGUCAGGAUGAUUUAGAAAAAAUACUGGAUUCCUUCUUUAAAGAAAAUGUGAGAAAAAUGCCUUGUUCUGUCAAAUUGUAUCCAGUUUAUAGGGGAAUUAUGAUAAAUAUAGGGAAAGAAAUUCAAAAGAAGAACAUUUCUUCUGAAGAAGAUAAACUAGGGAAGCUUUUCGUUAUGUUGUGGCUAGAUCUAGAGAUAUGUGACCACAUUAAAUUGUCUAAAACACGAUGGCUUGUAGAAAAGCUGAAAAAAUAUGAAGACAAGAAGUCGAUAGACAAUUCAAGGGAAACUACAAGAUUGUCUAAAAAUGUUAUUAAAAAGAGGCAAUUUUUGCAAAGAACUUUAAGGAAGCGAUACAGAUUUUAUGAAUCGUUCAUACGACGCAUGGAAAAUAAAAAAAAUAAAAAGAGAAGGAAUCCUAACUUUCGACAAAAUGAGUCAGACUCUCGGGGCCAUUUUAGCAAAAACCGUUAUAGUGGUGACUCGUCAUCUACUUCUAGCGACGAUUCACUGGAAGAAAGAGAUUAA